AUGGAACACUUGAUAUCUCUUUAUGAUUAUUCGGUUUCGGGAAAUUGUUACAAGGUCAGAUUAUUACUUUCGUUAUUGAGGAUACCAUAUAAUCGUAUAGAGGUCAAUAUUAAAAAAGACCAAUCUAAAUCUGAUUCAUUUCUAAAUGACGUAACACCAACUGGUAGAAUUCCAUUACUUGCAAUACCAAAAGAUUAUAUUCAUCCGCUAACAAAACUGUCAUUUUCACCCACCACAACAUCCAUAAACUCCAGCUCUAGUUCUAAUGAAGACGAAACAAAAGAAAAAGAUGAAAAGGAUUUUAUUUAUUUGACAGAAUCAAAUGCAAUAUUAAAUUUGUUUGCAGAUGGUACACCAUUACUACCAUCCACACCAAUAGAGAGAGCCAAAACAUUACAAUGGCGGAUUUUCGAUCGAUAG
Molecule: messenger RNA, 420 nt
Organism: Entrophospora sp. SA101
Lineage: Eukaryota; Fungi; Glomeromycota; Glomeromycetes; Entrophosporales; Entrophosporaceae
Source: the annotation of a GenBank genome assembly